UUAACAAAACGGAGAGCUACGAGUAGCCUCCACAGCCUCGGCAACCCCGCCGCACCACGGGAUUGGUUAAACUACACUAAAGACUGGAGUAGUUCGUUUAACGAUUUUCUUCAGUAUUUUUGUAAUAACCAUCUCGGAGUUUUCCUCUCCUUAAUUUUAAGAUAAGAACACCACAACGAAGAUGUCGCUGACUUUGGAUCCCGGGCCUGGUAUAGCAGCUCUGCAAGCAUGGGGUGGCCAAGUAGCGGCGUAUGGUGCCUCCAACCAAACCGUCGUUGACAAGGUGCCACCAGAUAUGCUUCAUAUGGUCGAUCCUCACUGGUACCAGUUUCCUCCUAUGAACCCGCUAUGGCACGGACUCUUGGGAUUCACAAUCGGCGUUCUUGGUUUUAUCUCUAUUACUGGCAACGGAAUGGUCAUCUACAUAUUUAUGUCAACAAAGAGUCUUAAAACUCCAUCAAACUUACUUGUGGUGAAUCUUGCUUUCUCCGACUUCCUUAUGAUGUGCUGUAUGUCUCCGGCUAUGGUGGUUAAUUGUUAUAACGAAACGUGGGUAUGGGGUCCUCUUGCGUGUGAACUAUACGCAUGUGCUGGGUCUCUAUUUGGGUGUGCAUCUAUUUGGACCAUGACUAUGAUUGCUUUCGACCGCUACAAUGUAAUCGUGAAAGGUAUAGCCGCCAAACCAAUGACCAAUAACGGAGCUCUUCUACGCAUCCUCGGCAUCUGGGCAUUCUCACUUGCAUGGACCCUCGCGCCUUUCUUUGGCUGGAACCGAUAUGUACCGGAAGGCAACAUGACUGCUUGUGGCACUGACUACUUGUCCAAGGAUUGGUUCAGCCGAAGUUAUAUCCUGAUCUACUCCGUCUUCGUGUAUUUCUUGCCUCUCCUCCUCAUCAUCUACUCUUAUUUCUUCAUUGUACAGGCUGUAGCAGCUCACGAAAAGGGAAUGAGGGAACAAGCUAAGAAAAUGAACGUGGCUUCUCUAAGGUCUUCUGAGGCGGCAAACACAAGCGCCGAGUGCAAAUUGGCAAAGGUGGCUCUAAUGACUAUUUCUCUGUGGUUCAUGGCGUGGACACCCUACCUAGUGAUUAACUACACAGGUGUCUUCGAAAGCGCACCCAUCAGUCCUCUUGCGACCAUCUGGGGCUCUCUCUUUGCCAAAGCUAACGCUGUCUACAAUCCUAUCGUAUACGGCAUCAGCCACCCGAAGUACCGCGCUGCUCUGUACCAGAAGUUCCCGUCACUAUCGUGCCAGGCGUCGCCAGACGAGAGCGGCUCGGUGGCAUCCGGUGCCACAGCCGUCUCCGAGGAGAAACCUGCGGCCUAAACUCGUUUGCGUCUUCUCCGAUAACAAACCUCCACGACUCGGCUUCGCUGUUCUAUGGACACGAUUCUGCCAAAGCGAUGUUAUUUAUUAUUUUUAUACGCAAACAUUUACAUUUGUACAAAGCUAUAAACUCGAGCACAGAGCGUGUGCUGGUUGCAAAAUAUUCAGGUUGUCCACACUACAAAUCGGCACUUGCGUAUUUUGAGUUCACGUUUUGGGUAUCGAGUUGAACGUUGCACACUUUUCUUAUACCUUACAUUUGCUUAAAAAUCGGUCGACGGCAUAUAAAAAAUCAAAAAAAAAAAUACAAUCAGCAGUAUGUCGCCAGACCCCCCUUUACCCAUGAGACUGCUCCUCUUAGAUAUUAUAUAAUGCUUUAAAUGUCUCUACGAUGAAACAGGCUCUGUAUCUUGGACUAAUAAAUUUAAGCAAGCAAAGUGGUUAAUGAUCACGUUA
This is a messenger RNA of Spodoptera litura, 1783 nucleotides long. RefSeq names its product opsin-1. NCBI's taxonomy places the organism in Eukaryota, Metazoa, Arthropoda, Insecta, Lepidoptera, Noctuidae. Gene Ontology annotation, biological process: visual perception; phototransduction; G protein-coupled receptor signaling pathway. Gene Ontology annotation, cellular component: membrane. The record is from RefSeq and is a predicted model, not a curated record. Gene Ontology annotation, molecular function: G protein-coupled receptor activity.